AUGAACCAAGACGCAAAGCUGAACGACUUGGUUGCCUUGUUCACCCAGAAGUUCGUGCAGCUUGGGCAGAGCCGGAACUUCACGCUGAGCACCUUGAUGGACAUGGCCUGGACGGUUUUGAUCCUGACCUGGGAGGCGGUGGUGAACGAGAAACUGCCAAUGAUGGAAGAGGUGGAGCGAGGCUUUAAAGAGAAGUACGAGGACGGCUGCGGCAAGGGUUCUUUGAGUUGUGGAUUCCUGCUCUAUGCAGGACCUGAUGAAGGCGAUGAUGGAAGUGCGCAGGCCAAUGCUGUGUUGUAG
Messenger RNA from Symbiodinium necroappetens, 300 nucleotides. NCBI's taxonomy places the organism in Eukaryota, Dinophyceae, Suessiales, Symbiodiniaceae. The record is from the annotation of a GenBank genome assembly.